AUGUCUCAAAUUAAAAAAAAUUUUAAUUGGGUUAAAAAACCUGCAUACAAAGAACAUCUUAAAAACAUCAUGAAAAAUAAAAUCGGUAUAAAAAACGAUUUAAUUUAUUUAACAGAACAAAUGAACAGUAAUAAUGAAAAAAUUUUCUUUACCAAAGCAUCUAUUCAAAACAUGGUGUAUAGGAUUGAAAAAGAAGAAAAAGAAAAAGAAGAAAAAGAAGAAAAAGAAGAAAAACAAGAAAUAGAAAAAAGAUAUAAAAGAUUUAGAUAUAUAUUUUGGGUAUCAGUACCAUCUAAAAUUAUCAUUAUCUUCAUUUUCCUCCAAUUAUCGUUUUCUUCAUUUUCUUCCAAUUAUAAAAAUUAUAGUUUAUAUAAUAUAGAAAUUGUUAACUUAUGUUGUGUAUCAAAACAAUGGUUCGAUAUGGUAUCAAAAAAUAUUUCACAUACUCUUUAUUGUAGUAGUGAAUUGGAUGAUUGGAUAGAUACUAUCUAUAAAAAUGUUAAAACUAGACUUUAUAAUAUAAUAAAUAACGAUAUUAUGGGUGAAUUAAUGUUUAAUACAAUUACAUUCGAUUCAUACUUUGGAUAUAAAAACUAUAAAAAUAAAAUAGAAAAUAAUAUUAAAAAUUUUAAUAAUAAUAAUAAUAAUAAUAGUUUAAAUAAUAAAACAAUAAUAAUACAGUAUAGGGGAGAAUAUGGAUUAAAAUUUGAUAAGAAAUGUUUAAAUGAAAUUAUUAAAAUUAUAGAAACUAGUGAAGAAAUACCAUCAAAUGUAGAGUUUAAUUUAGAAUUUUUUCAUAAUAUCCAAUUUUCUGGAAAUAUUGAUAAAUAUCAACAACUUUUAAAAGCUUUUGAUCAACUUUGUAAUAUUGCAACUAUAAAGCAUAUAGAGUAUAAUAGAAUCUAUUUACAAAAUUUUAUUUUUGAUUCUAUUCCAUUUUUUAAACCAAAUAGUUUAGAAUCAAUUGAAUUUGGUAACUUUCCAUUUCAAAUAGAAUGGUUUUCAAAAAUAAACCUACCACCCAACUUAAAGAAACUUUCAAUAUAUUUACCACUUCAUGAUAUAUCUAGAGCUAUUUCAAUGUUAGAGGAAGAAUAUGAAGGAAGACAGCAUAAAUGUGGCACUCACGAGAUAACAGUUCAAGAUCCAAACAAUGCACUUAAAAAUUGGGAAACAAUGAUUCAAAAACUUCAAGAUUCUUCAUCUAUUAUUGAUUUAACACUAAAUACUCAUUGUAUAAGGGAUUGUUUUCCUGAAAAAGUGGAUUUCAAAUUUGUUUCUAAUGGUUUAAAAUCAAUUUUAUCAAGUCCCAAAACUUUUAUAAAAUAUUUAAAGUUAAGAGAUGUAUUUUGUUUUGAUGAUGUUUUUUUUGAAACCAUAAAAAAAAGUAAAAGUAUUGUAUCAUUAGAAAUAUCAUCCAAAUUAAGAGAUAUACCUUAUACUAGAAUUUUGGAUUAUGUUUCAUAUAAUAAAAAUAUAAUUCAUUUAAAAUUGGGUGGUAGAAUGGUUACCAAUAUUUUCACAACUUUGUUAAAUUAUGACCAACUUUAUUUAAAUACAUUAACUUUAGAUUUUACAUUAUUUCAAAUUUGUAAGCAAAGUGAUUUAGAAUUAUUAAUUAAAUCAAGAAAAUGUAAACUAAAAGAACUUCAUAUUAAAAGUGGUUAUAAACUUUUUGAUUUCAAUCCCAAUUCAACUUUUAAAUUAACAAACUACAAUAAAAUUAAUAAUAAAGUUAUAACAUUAAAUAAACAAAAAAUUUUUUAUAAUUAA
Messenger RNA from Dictyostelium purpureum, 1773 nucleotides. RefSeq lists its product as uncharacterized. The coding region runs from base 1 to 1773 and encodes 590 amino acids. NCBI's taxonomy places the organism in Eukaryota, Evosea, Eumycetozoa, Dictyosteliales, Dictyosteliaceae. The record is from RefSeq and is a predicted model, not a curated record. The transcript is spliced from 3 exons.